CUUGUGACUUUUUGGCGCGCACCACGCACCAAUUUUUCAACACAACAGUAUGAGUCUUCUUAGCUUUCUUAGCCUAAUAAGUUUUACAUCAUCUGUCGUGCUACGCCCGUCACGUGCUGUGUCUGUUCAUUUUUAUUUAUUAAUUAAUGACAGUGCUCGUGUGAUAAACUCAUCAUGGAUGAUAGAGAGUGAAAUUUUCAGGAUGAUUAUCACAAGUUGAUUGAAAGUAAUACAUCAAUAAAACUACAAAAGAACCCGUGGCCGGCGACGCGCUUCUACUACUUUCAUUCAAAGAAGAGACCAAUUCACAUUGAGUAAAAGGAUGAGGUGUUACGUUUCCAAUUAGAGAAAAAGACGUUUAGUUGUUGGUUAGGCUAAUCGAUCCUACAUUUUACACGUUGUAUUCUGUCCAUUUUUUUUGCACGUUGGUCGUAACAAAUAAAAAAGCAGAAAGAAAAAACACUUGAGUGGUUUACGUCGUAAAUGUAAUUUAAAUAAGUUUUUCAAGAUAUCUGUGAUUCAUAAUAGAAUUGAUGGAAGAUGUUGGCGAAUUUCAUAAAGUACUGUAAGGAUCCACAUCUUGUUGCCAAAAUUCAACAGUUUUUUGGAGUGGAUAUUCAUUAUGAUUGUGUAAAGAAAAGUGAUAAAAAUGGUUUAUUAAAUGGUUGUGCAGUGCAAGAAAAUGAUAAAAAUAAGAAGAGAAAUAAUGCCUCAUUACAGUCACAACAAAAGGGUACAAUGAACACAGAUUACAUAAAGCCUUACACAGUAACGAAUCACUUUUGGUACUACUUGUUCCUGUUUGGUACAGAAUUAGGAGAUGAAUCAUUCUACGCUACGGCCAUUCCAUUCUGGUUUUGGAAUAUCGAUGGAGCUGUUGGUCGUAGAAUUGUUCUGGUUUGGGCUACUGUCAUGGCUGUAGGACAAACUUUGAAGGAUAUUAUUUGUUGGCCUAGACCUUCUUGUCCUCCUGCAAUUAGAUUUCAAAGCAAGUGGGAACUAGAGUACGGAAUGCCAUCCACCCAUGCAAUGAUUGCAGUUGCCAUGCCUUUCAGUACUGUUUUGUUUACUAUGAAUAGAUAUAUUUAUUCUUUUCCUACUGGCUGUGUUGCAGCAGUUAUAUGGUGUACAUUGAUUUGCAUAAGCAGAGUUUACUUAGGUAUGCAUACAGUGUUAGAUAUAAUUGCUGGUCUAGUUCUAGCAAUUGUCAUGAUGAUUCCACUGGUUCCUUUAGUUGAUGCAAUGGACUAUUAUUUCGUUACAAAUAGCUGGGCUCUAUUAUUGUUAGUAAUUAUCAGUUUAGCAAUGAUAAUUUAUUACCCACGCAGUAAAAAAUGGACACCAACAAGAGGAGAUACAGCUCUUGUUGUUUCUGUCACUGUUGGAGUUCACGUAGGUGUUUGGCUGCAUUAUAAGACUGGGGCUUUGAUAAAGCCGUUAUUACCUCCUCCAUAUCACGUUAUUUGGCCAUCUUACUCAAUAUUAGGCUUAGUAAUUUUACGAACAAUUCUUGGAUAUUGUUGUAUAUUAGGAACAAAAGCUGUUGGCAAAAGUCUUAGCUAUGCCACUAUGUGUGGCAUAUUACAAGUCAACUCAAAAGAACUCAUACAAAGUCAGGAUUCUUUAGACAAUAAAAACAAAAUACUAGUCGACCUAAUCUACAAAUACAUUACAUACUUCACAAUAGGUUUUAACAUAACAUAUCUACUGCCAAAUGUUUUUACAGUGUUAGGUAUUGAACGACCUACUUUUUACACAGAACUUUAAUUUUUAAAUAUACUGU
Phymastichus coffea is the source of this 1783-nucleotide messenger RNA. RefSeq names its product sphingosine-1-phosphate phosphatase 2-like. Gene Ontology annotation, biological process: phospholipid dephosphorylation; sphingosine metabolic process. Gene Ontology annotation, cellular component: endoplasmic reticulum membrane. Gene Ontology annotation, molecular function: sphingosine-1-phosphate phosphatase activity. The transcript has 3 exons. Lineage: Eukaryota; Metazoa; Arthropoda; Insecta; Hymenoptera; Eulophidae. The record is from RefSeq and is a predicted model, not a curated record. The coding region runs from base 541 to 1767 and encodes 408 amino acids.